Molecule: messenger RNA, 696 nt
Organism: Phaedon cochleariae (mustard beetle)
Lineage: Eukaryota; Metazoa; Arthropoda; Insecta; Coleoptera; Chrysomelidae
Source: the annotation of a GenBank genome assembly
AUGUUGAAAGUUGGAGAUUUUACGUUGCCAGGGGACAUAAUUGAGAAUAUAAAGUCAUUGAGAGGUGUAACAGUACUAGGUCCAGGUUUGCGGCAGAACGAAGAAAAACCUAAUACAUUGUGUGUGACUAUAGCUGGGACACUGUCUUUCAAAGAACCGAACACAUACUGGAUUGAAGGAAACAGAAAGCAUUAUGUGCCUAAGAAGGGAGAUCUGGUUGUGGGAGUAGUCGUCAAGAAAGCGGGGGACAUUCUGAGAACAGAUAUAGGUAGUGCUGAAUUUGCAUCACUGUCCAUGCUGGCAUUCGAAGGAGCAACGAAGAAACUCAAACCCGAUGUACAAGUUGGAGAUGUGGUCUAUGCCAAAUUGCUCAAUGCCCAUCGUGAAAUGGAGCCAGAGCUAGUUUGUAUUGAUUCCUAUUACAAAGCUGGGAAGUUAGGCAUUUUGAGUAAUGAUGGAUUUUUAAUGAAUAUCAGUUUGACCCUGGCACAGAGCCUUUUGGACAUUGAGAACCCUUUGUUGAGGACACUUGGGAAAAAGUUUCCAUAUGAAAUUGCAAUAGGGGUGAAUGGAAAAGUAUGGGUGAAUAGUAAGACAUCCAAGGAUGUUCUCAAUUUGAUAAAGACAUUUGAGGUAGCAGAAAAAUAUAUUUCUGAUAAAAAGAAGAUUGCAGAUGUGUGUAGGCAACUAAGCUGA